Messenger RNA from Neltuma alba, 1540 nucleotides. RefSeq lists its product as uncharacterized. The coding region runs from base 752 to 1303 and encodes 183 amino acids. Lineage: Eukaryota; Viridiplantae; Streptophyta; Magnoliopsida; Fabales; Fabaceae. The transcript has a single exon. The record is from RefSeq and is a predicted model, not a curated record.
AAAAAAAAAGGGUAGGGCUGUGUUUGGUUGAACGGAGAGAAGAAAUGAAUCCGAUCCAAGGGUGUUUUGGUUUAACGAAAGGAAGGGCGAGAGACUUGUGAAGCGAGGCGGAGGGAGCAGCUGAGAUGACCCAGAGGAAGGACACGUGAGAAAUUCAUCCAAAAACCCUUAAACAAACACUGCCUCAGUCCUCGCUCGAACGAAACACUGCCAGAGGCGUCUAGAAUCGCGAUUCGGGUUAAAGGAAAACGAAAUUGCUUUUGAGUUGGAGCUGGUAAGAUCUCGCUGCGCCAAUCCAAUUUGCGUCGUACUCGCCAACGUUGGACGGCUGUUCCGACCGGCAAGAUCUCCUCGCUGUCCAGUUUUGAUUGCCAAGCCUCCGUGAUCUCCUCGGUAUUUCUUCUGUGUCUCACUGAUUGAAACCCUAACCGAGUUUUGCCCACGGGAUUCUUCAUUUUCUUUCGAUUUCUCGUUCAUAUCUUCGCACCCUUCCCUACUUUAUAUGCGCCUUUCCCACCGUAAUUAUUGGUCACCUCACUUUCAGAUUCCUUCACUCCGUUUUCUUGUGACCCUCUUUUAUUAUAUCUGAACUGUGGUCGAAAUCCGGCUUCUUUUUGUCUUCGUUUACUUCUAUGAGCUGCUCUGAUAUCAUCAUUUAUUUCCCUCAAUUUCCAUCUUCUGGUAUUCCAAGAUCUUUGAUUUGAAUCUUUGAGUUUGCUUCUUAAAUUCUAUUGUUACUGUGGCUCCUUCAAUGUCACAAGGUUACGCUAUCGAGCUCUACUUCGAUCCUGCGCUAGAAAACCAGGUGUUGAAGGCCUGGAAUGCGCUGGCUCGGCGACAAAUCAGCACCCAUCUCAUCGAAAUCGAGUCUCGCCCGCACAUCACUCUCUUUUCCAGCCCUUUUGCUGAUUCCGCCAAACUUGAAUCAGUUGUCAAGAGUUUCGCCGCCAAGCAGGAACCCUUGCCUCUAUCUUUCUCUACAAUCGGGUGCCUACCAAACGACAAUAAUGUACUCUUUCUUUCACCGACCCCUUCAAUCUGGCUGCUUCAGUUCCAAUCGCAGCUGUGCGAUGCAAUGAAGAAAGAAGGUUUCGAGAUAGGAGAGGAUUAUCGCCCAGAUUCUUGGAUUCCUUAUUGCGCGGUAGCUCAGGAAGUGCCGAAAAUUAGGAUGGCCGAGGCGGUUUGUGUCUUGCGGGACUUGAAAUUGCCUGUUUCUGGGUAUGCCAUGGAUAUUGGGCUGGUGGAGUUAUCUCCCACUCGCGAGCUCUUCUCAUUUGCGCUUGGUAAUUCAGUAGAAACAUGAGGUUGUAGAUUAUUCUAAUUUAGUCUUGUAUCCUACUUGUGUUAAUGGGUUACAUCUUGAAAUGGAAUUUGAAUGAAGUCAGUGUUGCAAUUAUUAAACAUUACAAGUGGAGAGUUGCAUUCUACAACUUUUAUUUUUUACUUUUUAGCUUAUUGUUUUCAUAAAGUUAUUACUAUGUCAUCUUUUCAUCUUGAUUGUGUUGGAAAUCUUAAUUCUUCCUAUAAUGUGUUGGUGUAA